AAUUGGGAGAUUCGAAUUUGCGUAUCAUAAAUCUAAAGACUUUAAGUUGCAGGUAUGUGUCAGGAUCAGAAACCAAAGGCUGCAGAGCUUUGAGACUCCGAUCAUCACAAAACAUUCGAUAUGACAGGAGGUUGUAAUCAACCUUCUCUUCAACCAAGAUCUAAUCUUCUCUCGAUGAACCAAAGCAUUCCUUGAAGAGGUGGAAUCCUUCUCCAGUCUUGAAUCUUCUAGUACAAUGGACCUCGUCCAUCAAUAAAUUACUGUAAAUAAUAAGCAACGCCCUGAUCACUUUUUAGCAGGCUGUGAGUAGUAAGUUAUACAACAGCACGCAAUCUUUCCGUUUGAUUCUAAACUAAACAUACAUAUGAACAAGGUAUACCUAAUGAUUUAAGGCUGGUAUAUAAAAUCAAGUUACAAAAUAAUACUAAAUAGAAAAUGCGGCAAUCUACGCUGACAACGGAUGACUGUAUAAUUAGUAUAAAUUCGAGGAAAAUAUAUGAAUUUACUUAGUCAGGCCUGGGAAUAUCACACGGAUGGUGCUAUUUCUCCUUGCAUUCAGUUAACCACAUGAAAAUGAGGGUCCAAAAGUAUCCCUUCGCGAUACUCUUGAUAUUCGCAUAUGUCUUCAAGGCGUCAUGCAUGGGCAACAGCAGUUUAACCUUCGCUAUUGACGACACAAGCUCAAUGGGAGAUGACAUCGACGAAGUUAAAAGCAGUGCUAAUAGGAUUUUAGAUAUAGUGUUUAAUGAAAAGUCUAGUGUCAUUGAUAAUAUGGUCCUCGUGUCAAUUAACGAUCCAAAUCCUGUAGUGAGAGAAAACACCAAAGAUCGCGAUAGAUUCCAGCAAGCACUAGACGCUCUGCAACCCCACGACGACAUCAUACCCAAUGAUUGUCCAGAACCAUCCAUGGAAGGAACUCUGCUUGCUUUACAGACGAGUCACUCUGACUCUUACAUUUACGUAUUCACUAAUGCCUCGGCUAAAGAUUAUCCUUUAGCAAGACAAGUUAUGGAAAUGUGCCAACGGAAACAAAGUCAGGUUAAUUUCAUUUUAACGGGUUACUGUCAUCGGUAUCCUAAGAAUGGAUUUAAAGUCUUCUAUGACAUAGCAGCGGCUUGUUCCGGACUUGCUUUUCACGUUGGAUCAAACUCACUUAAUCCGGUGAUCAAGACAAUUGAAGAAACAAUAAACGGCAACCAGACUGUGAUGGUCACCACGACAGUCCCACCCUCAGUUUCUACUAACAUUCCAUUUACUAUUGACGACCAUACGGAAUACGCUAUUGUGUAUGUAUCUGGCUAUGACGUCUCACUUACAAUAUGGGGUGCACCAGCAAUUCAACAAGACAUCAUGAGGAAUUACUAUGGAAUUGUAGUCAAAGUUACUAAAAAUACCGCUGCCGGUAAUUUCAUAGCGACUGUGUGGGGUGCCUUUUCUACAUCAGUAAUUAUAGUCGGCAGAACCGACUUUCUCUUUAGCCAUGGUUUCUCUGAGUUAGUACCAAAGUCACUGGCCGAUACUACGCCACAGCCAAUCGCAAAUACGAACGUCUACCUUUCAAUAUCAAUUAACGAUCCAAAACACUUAGUAAAUAUAACAUCAGCUCAUAUUUUGAAAAAAAGUUCCAGCGGAGUCUACGAAAAAAUAAUACGAACACUACCUCUGACAGAAAUUUCCAAAGAUUUUUACAUAACACAGCCGCUCGUAGAGCCUUCGGAAAAAUUUCAAAUUUUAGUGGAGGGAAUCGUAAUUUCUACAGGUAAGACUAUCAGAAGGAUGUCAAAAAUUCCCAUCACACCUCAAAAACCGAUUAAAGAGAUAGACACUAUGAAGCCAGUUACUAAAAUAGAAGAAGGUCAAAAGACAGAAGUAGAAUAUGAUGGUACAGUGAAAUUAACUUGCAAGGUAUCCGGCUACCCAAAACCCACAAUUACUUGGAUGAACGCCGAGGGAACUGUAGUUAAAUCUGUGAGUUCGAUCCUGCAAGUACCUUACGACUACAUUAGUUACGUAACAAUUUCUCACGUGAUGAAAGCUGACAAAUAUAAAUGCUAUGCCAAAAACAGCAUUGGAAGUGAUGCAACAAUAAUUGAUGUCGCUGUUAAAGAUCCUUUUGAAGUAAAGUCAGUGCCCAAAGGUACAACUGGAGUAUUUUACGGUUCUGAAGGCAUCAUUACAUGUGACAUAAGAUCAAAACACCGGAUGAAUAUCCGAUGGUACUACGCAGACGAAAUCACUCGAGUAGACAGAGAAAUCUCCUCAUCUGAUGCAUACCAGAUCUCUACUGACAGCAAACAACUAAAAAUUAUGAAAAUGAAUUUGAGUUUGGUCGGAAAGUAUACUUGCAAAGCAACUUUACAGAAUCACGGAGAUGUUCAGAAGACUUUCAGCACUAGAGUAACAGCAGAUGGUGUUGUGGCUCCAGAAGUUUCGGGAGAAAAUAGUAAGAAAGCUACAAAAGGUUCUGCUGCUGUUAUCAACUGCAGUGUCAAAGGAUUACCAAAACCAAAAAUUUCUUGGAAAUUUAAGGGAUUAACUGCUAAAAACUUAGUGAAUUUGUCGGGCACUAAUAGUGAGUUUCAUAUUCCGAGAGUAGAAGAGAAACAUGCAGGAAACUACAAGUGCGUAGCAGUCAACGACAUCGGUAGUGAUUCACACGUGACCACACUUAUUGUUCAAGACCCACCAAAAAUAACCACAGUACAUACAGCAGUUUACAAAAGCAAUGAAGGAACUGCUCUUUUGAAAUUGCCAUGUGAUGCCACCGGCAAUCCCAAGCCGGCUAUCAUUUGGAAGAGAAAUGGUGCAACUAUAACUCCAAAUUCGAAGUAUUCAAUAGAAGCAGGAACGCUUAUAAUCAAAGACAUUAUAGUAGAAGACACUGGGUCUUAUACUUGUGAAGCGAAGAAUGAAGUGGGUGCAACGAGCGCAACGUUUAAAACAAUGAUCCUUCAAUUUCCUAAAGUAUCUGGAGUUGCUGCUAAAAAAGUAAGACUAGGAAUUUCGGACACUAUUGCGUGCAAAAUUGUCAACGGAAUAUCAACACCAAAUAUAACUUGGCAAGUCAUGACAGAUUCUGCAACAAAAUACGACCCUCUCAUAGUCUCAAUAGAAAUUCAAAUAGACUCACAACUUGCAGGCGUCAGUGUGCUAAAAAUAUUAAAUAUAACAGAUAAACACGCCGGAUCAUAUAAAUGUGUGGCAACGAAUGAAUUAGGAGCUAACGAACACGUCACUACCCUGAUUGUGGAAUCUCCACCUACAAUAAUUUCAAGCAAUGCAGUUUACAACGGUGUUGAAGGCGAUCUUGCCUUGAGGAUUCCAUGUAAUACCACUGGUAAUCCAAAGCCAACCAUAACUUGGAAGGUCGACGGAACUAUUAUAAUACCAGACACUAAGUAUGCCAUUGAAGAUGGAGCUCUAGUUAUAUUUAGUCCGAUGCAAACCGACAGUAAAACAUACGCCUGUGAAGCUAAAAAUUAUCUUGGAACUGUAACUGCUGUUUCCCAAGCACAAAUUGAUGAGUAUGUUGGAUAUGGUGAUAAAUAUAUAGUGUACAUAAAGGAAGGCGAAAACGUAAAGGCCGUUCUCAAACGGUUGUCAAGCACCUAGGCAUAUUAGUUUACUUAACCUUGAUUCUGUUAACACUUCAGUCACUCAAGCUAAGGGCGUCAUAUUCAAAUCAAGUUUAUUGUUAGACUAAUUUAAAUUAAUAUGACGGUGUCCAAACACCCUAAUGAGGUUUCUAAGAAUGGAGGCAGGUUGCAUUUCUCCGAGUGGGAAUGUUGUUCUGGGCCCCAAUUCUGCUAUUUAAAAUGGCCGAUGAAUGAAUGAAAUUUGGCUUAAAAUGCCAAUUUGCGUUUUAUCUUAAGGAUUUUCCUACACAAUAAUUAAAAAUUCAGUGUGGGACGCU
Molecule: messenger RNA, 3913 nt
Organism: Trichoplusia ni (cabbage looper)
Lineage: Eukaryota; Metazoa; Arthropoda; Insecta; Lepidoptera; Noctuidae
Product: hemicentin-1-like
Exons: 20
Coding region: 568-3612 (1014 amino acids)
Source: RefSeq, a predicted model, not a curated record